Molecule: messenger RNA, 4969 nt
Organism: Cherax quadricarinatus
Lineage: Eukaryota; Metazoa; Arthropoda; Malacostraca; Decapoda; Parastacidae
Source: RefSeq, a predicted model, not a curated record
UUCAAUACGACGUACACUGUCAGUGGCCCUAUAAACAACAACACCAACAACUUGUGUUGUUGGUGGGUGAGUGUGAUAAAGUGAACAAUAAACAGUGUUUGUGGUGUCUAACACAGAAGUAUUUUGUAGAAGACUACCAGGUUGUGUCUUGCCAGACACUAUAUCUUCUGUACUUCAAGAAGCACCAGUGUAAGUGUCUUGAACAACAACUGAUAUUGCAGAAGUAUUUUGCAGAAGACUGCCAGGUUGUGUCUUGCCAGACACUAUAUCUUCUGUACUUCAAGAAAGGCAGCAUCUGUUAUUCUUGUGUAUUUUUAACUAGCUAAGCAUUACUAAUUAAACAAUUUUGCUUUUCAUUUUGGGAAUUCUAUCUAAAAAUGAAUGGCAGUUAAUUCUUUGAGAGUCCAUUUUGUAGUUCUAUGACUUUUAAGCCAGGGUCCAAGCUGUAGUACUACAUCAUGAGUUCAGCUUACUCAGAUAAGCUGUGAGUGGUAAAUUUGGGCCUAAAUAUGAGAGAAUGCAUCAAUAUGGUAAGUGUGCACCAUAUAAAACAAAUCCUGCAGCACACAGUGCAUAAUGAGAAAAAAACGACUAUUUUUGGAUUAAAACAGCAAAUUUUCAGUGUAUUUUCAUAUGGUUUUUAUGGUAGCAUUCACUGUUUCUUAGUCUUAUUUGUUAGAAUUGAAGAUGUAUUACAGAAAUGAUUUUGUUAGGUUUUAGUACUGAAAAUAGCCUGAAAUUGUGUUCAGAGUAGCAAAAAUAUUCUAUUUUUGCCAAUCUUAGAGGAUAAACAAAUCGCAUCACGUGUCCAAUAUAUGCCAGAUGGUGGGUCGAAUGUGCAUUCCUGAAUGCGCUGAUAUUAUUUAUACAGCUAUUACAAUAUUGCAUAAGUUAUUUUUUUUGUGUGUGUGUGUGUGAAUAAAAAAUCAAAAUCAAAUUAAUUUGUAAAGCCUGGAAAUUUAACUAAUAAAUAGUGGAAAUGUUAGUUUAGCACCAGGAAUGCCUGCAUUGGAACACAUCCUAGCAAAAUAGAUAAGAAUUUGGUCUAACAGAUCAAUGUAACUUGCCAAAAACAAGACUCAAAGUGGGUAAAAUUGCCAAUACAUAAAUAUUGCUUAUACAGGAAAAUUCGUGGGAGCAUAACAUCAUGAAUUCUUGAUCAAAUUUAAUACCUUUUGUUUUAUUACCUUCAGAAAAAAAUCUCUACCAUUUCACAAGAAAAAAAAUUGUUUUUUUUUUUAGAUUCUUGGACUUUGUGGGGAAUUUUCAAAUUGGGAGUCUGAACCCUCGAAGGGUUAAUGAAAAAAAAAGGGAUUUUUUCAUAAAGAAAACUAUGUGUUCAGUGUCCAAAAUAAUUAAAAAAAUUCAUGAAAUAGACAUGUGAGUACAUAAGGAAAAUUAACUAUACCACUGUUGUAUGACUAAAAUAUUUUAAAUGAAAUUCCUUCAUUUAAAAAAUAUGGAAAAACAUAAAGAACAUAAACCAUAUCAAUGUUCAGAGUGUCUGAAAUGUUUUAGUGAAAAAAAAAAUCUUGUGAGACAUAUGAGAGUACAUACAGGAGAUAAACCAUAUCAAUGUUCAGAGUGUCUGAAAUGUUUUAUUGAAAAAAACAAACUUGUGACACAUAUGAGAGUACAUACAGGAGAUAAACCAUAUCAAUGUUCGGAGUGUCUGAAAUGUUUUAUUGAAAAAAGCAAACUUGUGACACAUAUGAGAGUACAUACAGGAGAUAAACCAUAUCAAUGUUCAGAGUGUCUGAAAUGUUUUAUUGAAAAAAACAGACUUGUGACACAUAUGAGAGUACAUACAGGAGAGAAACCAUAUCAAUGUUCAGAGUGUCUGAAAUGUUUUAGUGAAAAAAGCAAACUUCUGACACAUAUGAGAGUACAUACAGGAGAGAAACCAUAUCAAUGUUCAGAGUGUCUGAAAUGUUUUAGUGAAAAAAGCAAACUUGUGACACAUAUGAGAGUACAUACAGGAGAGAAACCAUAUCAAUGUUCAGAGUGUCUGAAAUGUUUUAGUGAAAAAAGCAGUCUUGUGACACACAUGAGAGUACAUACAGGAGAGAAACCAUAUCAAUGUUCAGAGUGUCUGAAAUGUUUUAGUCACAAAAGCAGUCUUGUGACACACAUGAGAGUACAUACAGGAGAGAAACCAUAUCAAUGUUCAGAGUGUCUGAAAUGUUUUAUUGAAAAAAACAAACUUGUGACACAUAUGAGAGUACAUACAGGAGAUAAAUCAUAUCAAUGUUCAGAAUGUCUGAAAUGUUUUAUUGAAAAAAGCAGACUUGUGACACAUAUGAGAGUACAUACAGGAGAUAAACCAUAUCAAUGUUCAGAGUGUCUGAAAUGUUAUAGUCACAAAAGCAGUCUUGUGGAUCAUGGGAGAGUACAUACUGGAGAGAAACCAUAUCAAUGUUCAGAGUGUGUGAAAUGUUUUAGUCGAAAAAGCAGCCUUGUGACACACAUGAGAGUACAUACAGGAGAUGAACCAUAUCAAUGUUCAGAGUGUCUGAAAUGUUUUAUUGAAAAAAGCAAACUUGUGACACAUAUGAGAGUACAUACAGGAGAUAAACCAUAUCAAUGUUCAGAGUGUCUGAAAUGUUUUAGUGAAAAAAGCAGUCUUGUGACACACAUGAGAGUACAUAUAGGAGGGAAACUAUAUCAAUGUUCAGAGUGUCUGAAAUGUUUUAUUGAAAAAAGCAAACUUGUGACACAUAUGAGAGUACAUACAGGAGAUAAACCAUAUCAAUGUUCAGAGUGUCUGAAAUGUUUUUGUCAAAAAAGCAGACUUGUGACACACAUGAGAGUACAUACAGGAGAGAAACCAUAUCAAUGUUCAGAGUGUCUGAAAUGUUUUAGUCACAAAAGCAGUCUUGUGGAUCAUGUGAGAGUACAUACAGGAGAGAAACCAUAUCAAUGUUCAGAGUGUCUGAAAUGUUUUAGUCGAAAAAGCAGUCUUGUGACACACAUGAGAGUACAUACAGGAGAGAAACCAUAUCAAUGUUCAGAGUGUCUGAAAUGUUUUAUUGAAAAAAGCAAACUUGUGACACAUGUGAGAGUACAUACAGGAGAGAAACCAUAUCAGUGUUCAGAGUGUCUGAAAUGUUUUAAUCAAAAAAGCAGUCUUGUGACACACAUGAGAGUACAUACAGGAGAGAAAACAUAUCAAUGUUCAGAGUGUCUGAAAGGUUUUAUUGAAAAAAGCAAAUUGGUGAAACAUAUGAGAGUACAUACAAGAAAUAAACCAUAUCAAUGUUCAGAGUGUCUGAAAUGUUUUAUUGAAAAAAGCAGUCUUGUGACACAUAUGAGAGUACAUAUGGGAAAUAAACCAUAUCAAUGUGCUGUCACGUUUUAGUGAAAAGGCCAUCUUGUGAGACAUAUACGAGUACAUACUGGAGAUAAACUAUAUCAAUGUGCUAAAGGUCUCAUAUGUUUUAGUGUAAAAGGUCAUCUUGUGAGACAUUCACAAGUACAUUCGGGAGAUAGAACAUGUUAAUGUUGAUGUUUCAGGAAUAUUUUAGCUAUAAACUCAUGAGAAUAUAUAAAAGGGAUAUACCAUAACAGUGUUGAGAGUGCCUUUUCGAAGUCAUUUGGCAUCAGGAUAAUAUCAGAUAGGUUCAUGUUUAUGAAAUUCUGUCUUAAAAAAAAAUUCAUUUAGGUCUUCAACUCUGUCAUACUGGGACUUGAGUAGCUCACUCAUUUCCUUGCUGUCAUCUGUGUAGCACCCAUCUCGUUUAACCCUUUGACUGUCGAGAGGCCCAAUCCUGAAGUGUCUCCUGGUGUCGCAAAAUAUUCGGAAAAAAAAAAUUGUUUUUUCUUAUGAAAAUGUUAAGAUUAUUUUUCUGAUUGUUUUAGUCCCAAAAAAAAAUUUCCCAUCAGUACUUACCGAGAUAUAGAGGCAUGAAGUUUGCAGAAUAUGAGCCGCAUAUGGCAACAGCAGCGACUGCAACUCACCCAUAAACUUUGGUUUACUUGUAUUUGAAGGUUUGUUGUUUUUUCACUAUUUUAUUUUUUUACAUAACUUAUGUGGCCUGUGAGACCAAAGUAAGGUGCAAUGUACAUGUAUACACUUGUUGUAUACAACACAAUAAGCACACAAACAUAAUUAUCAAUAUAUUGUUUACAAAACUUGUUUACAAAAACAAACAAUACAAGAAAUUGUUUAUUACUAUUGUUCUAUAAUAUAUACAGUGGACCCCCGCAUAACGAUAUUAAUCCGUUCAUGAGAGCUCAUUGUUAUGCGAAAUUAUCGUUAUGCGAAUGAAUUUUCCCCAUAAGAAAUAAUGGAAAUCAAAUUAAUCCGUGCAAGACACCCAAAAGUAUGAAAAAAAAUUUUUUACCACAUGAAAUAUACAUUUUCCUACACACAAAGAGAAGGAUACAUGCACAAUAGUAGAGUAGUACAUACACAGUAUAUAUUGUGCAUGUACUACUCUACUAAAUGAAGAAUAAAUGACACUUACCUUUAUUGAAGAUGCAGCAAUGACUGAUGAGACACUGUGUCCUGGGAGUGCCUUUUCCUCCUGAGUACUGUAGGUCCUGUUUGGCAUUUUCUUCCAGAACAGGCCUUAUCACACUGUGUAUGCCACUACGAUUCUUAAAUCUCUCAAACCAACCUUUGCUGGCUUUAAAUUCACCAAUAUGAGCACUAGUUCCAGGCGUUUUUCCCUGUUCACCUGGGUGUUAGUCGACUGGUGUGGGUUGCAUCCUGGGAGACAUGAUUAAGGACCCCAAUGGAAAUAAGUUAGACAGUCUUCGAUGACACUGACUUUUUUGGGUUAUCCUGGGUGGCUAACCCUCUGAGGUUAAUUGUUUCUUGGUAUUCUCAAUAAGCCACACCAACAACGGUGCUUCAGCAGCAGCAGCAGCAGCUGACAGUGCUACAGCAGCAGCAGACGAUGCUACAGCAGCAGCAGACGGUACUACAGCAGCAGCAGCAGCAGACGGUACUACAGCAGCAGCAGCA